Umbelopsis ramanniana AG is the source of this 2786-nucleotide messenger RNA. RefSeq lists its product as uncharacterized. Gene Ontology annotation, cellular component: cytoplasm. The transcript has 10 exons. The record is from RefSeq and is a predicted model, not a curated record. Gene Ontology annotation, molecular function: protein serine/threonine kinase activity; ATP binding. Gene Ontology annotation, biological process: protein phosphorylation; intracellular signal transduction; regulation of MAPK cascade. NCBI's taxonomy places the organism in Eukaryota, Fungi, Mucoromycota, Umbelopsidomycetes, Umbelopsidales, Umbelopsidaceae. Bases 312 to 2528 code for a protein of 738 amino acids.
CCGCUCUGCUAGACACCUUGUGCUCGAUACCCCGUCCUUCUCGAGAUUAGCUUACCUUCUUUGUGCAUCUCUGCUUUCUUUCAAAACCUUUGAUUGGCACUUACGCACCAAAAUCGGAUUUCAUAUUUACGUAUCUCAUUCCGUUACGUUCAGCAGUCUAUCCAUUCGACUUUGACGUGGCACAUCCAACUGCAAUCGGUUUCAAACUGACUAAUACUUCUCCCGGAUUACAACGUGGAACUGCUUACGACUGGAGCAUAAUCAAAUUGUGUCAUAGUAGCGUGAUUAAUCUGUAAUUAUAUACAUUUGCAAUGGGCGACAUCAAGAAGGAAGGUUACUUCUCUGUCAAGGAAGACGGCCUUAGAGCAUGGAUGUGGUCCAAGCGGUACGGCAUAUUGAGGGAUCAAACCUUGACACUGCACAGAAACGAGCAAUCUGGCCAAUGUAUUGCAUUGAUAUUUCUGAAGGAUGUGAAAUCCGUUGAUCGCAGCGAGACAAAAACCUAUUCCUUUGACCUGGUUACAAAAGACAAGACGUACUCCAUAGCCUGCAAAAGUGAUGAGGAACUGUAUUCUUGGAUGGACGAAAUAUACAAUCGAUCUCCCCUCGGAGCAUCUGGACCUACAAAUUUUGUACAUCGAGUACACGUCGGUUUUGACCCUGUCACUGGGGCCUUCACGGGUUUACCCGCGCAAUGGAAUGCUCUCUUGAAAGGAUCCAAAAUUACUGCCGAAGAUGCUGCUAAAAACCCACAAGCGGUAUUGGAAGCACUGGAGUUCUAUACUGAACAAACAAAACGAGAACACGACUUUGACAUCGAACCAUCCAGAUCGCCUGCAAGCCCGGCACAUCGUUCGCCUGAUAUUAGAAAGCCAUCAAGUGAAAGACGCUCUCCAUCUCCUUCUUUCAAAGCUACUAGAGCAGCUCCUUCACCACCAUCUUCCAGAUCCGACCACUCACCUAGAAGGCCACCACCACCGAGGCCAGUGCGUUCUAAUGAUUCGUCAGUAUCAGAUGUGAGUAACCAAUCCAGCGCCAGCCUGGAAGGAAGAAUGGCAGACAUGUCAAUGGAUCCACGAAGCAGUUAUACUAGAUACCACACCCCCUCGUCUCGAGGAGAUCCUAGUAGCAAAGAUACCAGUGACAUUCAGGUAAUGUCACCUUCCAAACCUCGAUCCCCACGGUCCCAUAGUCCUUCGUCAUCCAGUAGUUCUGCUUCUCGACCUCGUCCACCAUUGUAUCCAAAGGAUAUAUCUCGAUCAGGAUCGACCGCUUCAUACUCCCAUGGAGCUGCUGUUAUACAAAACGCUAUGGCUCGCUCUAACAGCCAACGUGGUAUUUCUCCUGGUCCAUCUUCAUCAAGCGAGCGAAGCGAUCGACGUGAACGAGAACGGGAACGUGAUGCUAUGGAAAGAGAACAGGAAAGACAGCUGAGAAAACAAAAGGAACGGGAAGCUGAGCAUCGUGCACGGGAACUUGAAAGAAGACAGCAAAAGGAGCGCCAGCGCGAGCGCGAGCGAGAACGGGAACGAGAGCGAGAGCGCGAUAGAGAAAGAGAGAAGGAACCUAGCCGCACACCUGCUCCCGCUGCUGAUAAUAAUGCACCGCCCGCUGCUAAACCUGUCGGUCGAAGACAGAAGGCGCAACAAAUGAAUGACGCUGAGAUCAUGGAAAAGCUUCAAAUGGUCGUAUCUCCUGGAGACCCCAACUUGCAAUACAAGAAGAGCAAACGUGUUGGACAAGGCGCCUCCGGUUCCGUUUAUCUUGCCACUCAGUUAUCCACUAGCUUGCGAGUCGCUAUCAAACAAAUGGAUCUCGCCCAUCAAGCCCGUAAAGACCUUAUUAUGAACGAGAUUGUCAUUAUGAAAGAAUCCCAUCACAACAAUGUGGUUAACUUUUUGGAUUCAUUCUUGCUGAAUGGCGACUUGUGGGUCGUUAUGGAAUACAUGGAAGGAGGAGCCUUGACCGAUGUGAUCGAUAACAACGAAAUGACAGAACCUCAAAUUGCAUCAGUCUGCUUGGAAACUGCCAAAGGCUUGGAUCACUUACAUCAACAUAAUAUUAUUCAUCGUGAUAUCAAGUCUGACAAUAUUCUAUUAAACUUUUAUGGCCAAGUCAAAAUCAGCGAUUUUGGAUAUUGUGCAAAACUCACUGAUCAAAUGAACAAACGUGCUACUAUGGUUGGAACACCGUAUUGGAUGGCACCCGAGGUUGUGAAACAAAAAGAGUACGGCGCAAAGGUUGAUAUAUGGUCACUGGGUAUCAUGGCCAUCGAAAUGAUUGAAAAUGAGCCUCCUUAUCUGGAUGAGGAGCCAUUGAAAGCACUUUAUCUUAUUGCUACAAACGGCACACCUGUUUUGAAGGCACCUGAAGUACUCUCAAACGAACUUAAAGGCUUUUUGGCUGUGUGCUUGUGUGUCGAUGUGAAAAGCAGAGCCAGCGCAGGAGAACUACUAGAGCACCAAUUUUUGAGAAAGGCGUGUCCACCUUCAAAUCUUGCCCCUCUGCUCAAGUUCCGUAACGCUUAAACAUAGAUGGCUAGCGGCAUGUGCUCACUACAAUAACAUAUAUUUUUGAAUUGGAAUGAAAUCGUAAAAGAGAAAAAAAAAAGUGACUGGAAAAUUUACAAUUAGGUUGCUGCUUGAAAUUACAUUAAGCGCGAUAGCUUCCUGGGCGUGCAGUAUGCUUUGCCUUUACCCGGAUGCUGGUGAUGGAUGGUUUAGCGGUGACGACAAUGUGAACAGCCGAGUUGUUCCUGGUCUGCGUUUUCAAGUCUUCCUCCUACA